AUGUUCCCAGCCCUGGAGCGCCAGCCGCAAAGACGCGCAGAUCUGCCAAGCUUGAACCCUGAAACAGCUGAGCUCGAAAAGCAACCUUGGGUCGUGGGGGAGAGGGAAUUGACGAUGCAGACUCACCGCGCGAGAUGCCGAGAAUGCGAGGGCCGUGAAGAAGUGCAGACACGCAGGGAUGUACAAGCAGCAAGAGGACAGGCACAAAGCACGAGGGGAACGAGUCGGUUGCCGUUCUCGGAUCUCCUUGAUGCUGCCGGGGCCUGCGCGGCGUGUCAGACGGCUGCGCUGGUCGCUGGACGUCUGCGGCGCGUUGCAAGCGGGCCGAUCAGUCGUUCUGCUUGCGCCGUUGGGCACAGGCUCUAUCGUGGUGAAGUCACCGCGGGCCUCAAUACCAGGGCACUCCUUUCCAGCUUCUUCGCCAGGCAGACCUCCUUCCCGCGGCCUUCACGCUGCCUUCACACGGCCUCACCGGGCGGCAGGGCGAGGCGGCAGGGCGACGAUCGGGCCAGCAUUGCUCACGGCGCAGCUCGCAGUGGCCACGCGGCUGAUGCAGCUGCAGAGGGAUGGGAUUCGUGA
Mytilinidion resinicola is the source of this 579-nucleotide messenger RNA. RefSeq lists its product as uncharacterized. The transcript has a single exon. NCBI's taxonomy places the organism in Eukaryota, Fungi, Ascomycota, Dothideomycetes, Mytilinidiales, Mytilinidiaceae. The record is from RefSeq and is a predicted model, not a curated record. The coding region runs from base 1 to 579 and encodes 192 amino acids.